CUUGCUGCUUUCGGGUGUUUAUUUUUGUUGUUGUCCCGCUUCGAUCUCGUUCGUGUGCUUGCUUGCUUACUUGCUUGGUGAUGUUGUCCAAUGUCCAUACGAGAAACGAGGCAUGUGCGCCGCAUUCAGUUCAGUCAGUGUUGUUGAAGAUUUUCGGAAGGCUUCCUGGGUAGAUCAGCGAUCGAGUAAGGAUCAGUCUGUUGGGUGGUGCUGAAUGGUGUGGAAGUGACCGGGAUUAGUUUGUCUUUCUAUUAUUUUGUUUCGCUCACGAGAGGAUGCUGCAGGGUGAUUUGUUGUUGUGAUUGGGGUGUGAAGGUGUCGAGUAAGAUCAAAACCGUUUGAUUUUGAUCGCCCCUGUGAGGUAUUAAGGCAUCGUUCUGAUGAGAAACUUCCGAUUCCGCCGAUUCGUUCAAUCCGGUAAGAAUCGCCUCUACAUCAGUCAUGAAGUUGUUCAAAAAGUGGUCGCUCGUAAGGCUCGCGAGCCAGAAUAAGGAGCCCUCGUUGAUACCCUCCCUGGAUUUGGGUGAGGGAGGAUCAGAUCAUUUACAAGGAAAAAGCAGCAAACUCAACCGGACCUAUCGCAAGAUCAGCAAGAUCAAGAGCAAAGCGGCGCGAGUGGAUAUGGUCGAGUAAAUGCCAACAUAAACAAUUCGCCGUGCAACUCUCAGCUUAGUGACGAUCGAAAAUGCAAACAUGGUGAUAAAAGUAGUGCUUAUAAUCCCAGCACAGGCCCAGUUCUCAAGCUGGACGACGGCAGUGGCCAUCAGCAGCAGCUCAAAUCGAGAAUAGAUAACAGCGGCCCGUUCAUUGCGGUCCAGCUAGUUGAUAAAGUCGGCAGCAGUGGUGACGUGAGUAGUGUUGAGAAGGCGCGCUCGAUCGAAUAUGGGGUAAAGUCAAUAAUUGCAUCCCCAUUACUGGAGAGCAAAAAUAACGCGACCUCGAUCAGUAUCAAUGACGAUCUGGACCUGGUGAAUCUUGAUGACUACGUCGUAGUGAACCUCGAAGACGACAUCCCCGAAGAUCUCAGCAACGAUUCGGCAUCUUUCCUCUACUGCCUCAUCCAUCUGGGCCAUCGAAUCGAGUAUGGCCUGACGGAGGCACAGUUGGAAGCUUACUCGAAGAUAACCGUCGUUGAGCAACCUGAUCCUACGGCCAAGAAAUCGCCAGCGCCGGUGCCAACUCGCAAACGUAAGCGCACCAGCAGUGAAAAUUUCGACGCACUUGCCCGUUCGUUGAUGGGACCACUGUUUAAAUCGCCGAAAUCUUCCACCAAUAACUCUCCCUCCGAUAGGUCGUCGUCGAGUGACAGUGACGGAGAAGAAGAUUCAAAACACGACGCGGACAUGAACGUGAGGGAACGCUUCGGACUGGACGAUAAUGGCAACAUCACGAUCGGGCUGGAUCACAUUGUGGAGCAGCGUGGCGAGGGAGUUUAUGUGAAACGUCGGCCCAAGUACAUCCGACGGCUCGAGAUUGGUCAGGAAAUUUCUGAAAGAACCCGAUUCCGGUUGCCCUGGAAACAGCUACUGAAAAAGUUGUUCUUCUGUUUGUUGUGCAAAAGUAGAGGCCACCCCCGCAACAAGGCUGUUUUCAGUGGACCGGGCGAAACAAUCGGAGCCUACGCGCUGUCGCUGGCCAACGAUACGGAAUCGACGUUCUCGCAGAAUAUAUCAAACUUCAUAUCAUGCACCAAAGAAUCGAAAGCCGCUCCCCAGGUUGUGAUGCGCAACAUGCGCCAGUUCAUGAGCGGUAUGAAGAACUAUCUGGUCAAGCAUGGCGAGGGAGACUUUUCCAGCGAAGUGCAGAAGGCCCGAUCGCAGCUGAAACCCGAUGAAUUCCUCAACCUGGACUCGAUACUUGAGGAGGUGAUGCAUCGGCUGGUGAUUCUGCCACUUCGCGAGCAUCUUUACGGGCUGUUCGUAGACUACUACACCCAUUCCGGCGACAUUCAGAUCCUGGUGGAGAAGGUUCGGCAGGCUUGCGGCCGAGGACCGAUGGUGUUUGGAAUCAAGGUAAACACCGUUACUCCACCAAAUUCCGGCGCUCUUCGUCAAAUCUCGUCGCUCUUUGUGCGCCUGCAGGAGGCAGAGCUGCCCCUGGAGAAGCUGGACCUGCUUCUGACGGCCGUGUCGACCAUCUUCGAGGGAACGGCCUGUAACAACGGACAACAGCUGAGUGCGGAUGAUUUUCUGCCGGUGAUGGUACUGGUAGUAGCUCACUGCGGAUUCAUCGGAGCCGAAAUCGAAGCGGAGUACAUGUGGGGUCUCAUACAGCCCUCACUGCUCAGCGGAGAAGCCGGGUACUAUUUGACCGCACUGUGCAGUGCCGUUCAUGUGCUCAAAAACUUUUCGCUCCACGAGUACGACGGGCCCAUGGGAGGCUCUUUGGAGUUGGCUUCCCAAUCGCUGCCGGAGUGCUCCUCGGUGCUGCGGGUCAUCAUUCCGGACGAGUACAACGGUUCGAUUCAGACACGAACGCUGCCAAUCCGACCGCACACGACGACCCGGGAGGUGUGCCGCAUUAUCGCCCACAAGGCCCGCGUCACCAAUGCCCAGGACUACGGACUGUUCAAACUGAUCGAUGGAGAAGAAUCUCUACUGCAGGAUAACGAAUGCCCCCAGGACGUGCGGAUGGCGGCCGCCGGCAAGCAUUGCAUGAUAGCCUACAAACGGAUCGAUGCCAAAAUUGCCUGGCCCACGAUGAUGCCCAACUCGCUGACGAUGAUGUCCGCCUGCUCAUCGACGACGACGACGACUGAUAAACACAAUCAUUAAUCCGGAGACGUCCGCGGCACAGAAAAUUGAACUGUUUUUUUUUUCUAUAAUUUUUAACUUUUCUGUCGACGAUUCCGAACGGCAUUUUUGAGAAGAAAUUUCUGCUGUGACACUUUUACAAGGGUUGAUAUAUUUAUGUUGUGUAUGUAAUUACGAAAGCAGAUUAUUUUUAAAAGGUUUAACUAUUAUCAGUUUUUGUUAGGUGUGUUUACCUUGCCGUCUGUGUAUUACUGUAAAACAUUGUGUCCACAAACAGUAUAGGCAGUAUAAGGGCGUUAAUUGGCAGUUUCUUGCCAGCCAAUCUCGAAAUCGAAAUCGCAAUUUUACCAAGUAGAAAUAUAUAUAUUCAAGAUUGGUUCAUAUUCCAAUCUAUAAUAACCUGUGAGAAAACCAAACCUUCCGUAUACUGAUUUGAGAUAACCGAAACUGCAUUAGGGAAACUUUUUCUUGCAACAGGGAAAGCCUUUUCAAGUGACAGUUUCCAAACUGCAGUUGACGAAGAAUAUUUUUUUUAUUAUUUGUGUUUGAAUGAAGAAGAACUCCUCCGUUAAACAAGAUUGAAAAAAAAAACUAAACUACGUAAUGAUAUCAGUAAGAACGACUGUUUGUAAGACUUGAAAGCGGCAUGAAUUUAAUUUUUUUCCAUUGCUCAUAGUUAUUCGGAUGUACUUAGAGAAAGGAGUCAAAUGUUAGGAUCAGAUUGGAAAGAACAUUGAUUAUCUAAAAAAUUACAAUCAUGGGUUUUGUUCAUAACAACAAUUUCAUCAAAUCUCAAAUAAUGUAGUAUUUUGUUCAUUGCAUCCAUUAUUUUAUAAAAGAUGUUUCGUUAAUCAUAGAGAAAAAAGGAGCUUCGUCAAAUUUUGACAAGCAUAUAUUGAUUAACACUAAUUGAACAAUUUUUCAAAGCAGUGGAAAGUUAGCAAUAACCAUGGUUUACAAGAUAAUCAAUGUCUUUUUCUCAGUGCAUCCUCAAGUUAAAAAAAUUAUCACGUGAUAGGUUGCAGCUCUCCAUUUGUCAAAAAAAAACUCUUCCAUUUCAUUACUUUUAACCAUGAAAAUUGUUAUUACUCGCUCUUAAAAUCAGUUUUAAAUGACACGCGUUUGAUCAUUGAAUAAACAAAAAUCAUUUAGAAAAUAGCCUCUAGGAUACUAUCAGUAAAAUCAUAUAUUAUAAUCGAUUUGUAUAACACUAAAACGUAUGCGUAUUUUAUUGGACAACUUAUAACUGUUUUAAGCGACUUUUAUUCUUUCGAUCAUUUUUAAAAUCUUCACUCCGUCAUGAAAUGACCGAUUUUAUUUAAACAAAACGUUGCCAAAAAAUUUUAUAAGAAAAUACCUUUUCACUAAUGCAUAAGAGCAAAAAAAAAACUUUCUUAGUAAGGUCUAAUAAUCUUUUCAAGGAAUAAUUGCAUCCGACAAUCUGAUUGAAGCAGUAUCGAUGUUUUGUGAUUAUACAAAAAAAACUAUGUUACGUAAAUAGAAAAGAACCAUCCAUCUGGACCAAGUCAAGGAUAUUUUUCACGAAGCAAAAUAACACCAUGUUUGAACAAAACAUUUUACCUAUUAUUUGAACAUAACGAGAAAAAAAUUACCAUAGCUAGUCAGUUGAACGUUUUAUUUGAGAAAAAAAACCUUUAUCUAUGUUCAUCCGUUUUGUUGACCGUUUGUUAAUUCGCAGUUUUUGAUUUAGGAAAUUGAACCAUUACACACAAUCUGUUAUCGAGAAAAAGCUCCGAGAAAAUUUAGUCGUGUGAAACCAUUGAAAUCUAAUUUCAUCCUCUAUUAAUCGAUUGGUAUGUGUAUUAGCCAAACAACCAAAACAAUUGUCAUAACCUUCUCAUAAACAUAUUUAUUAAAAUAUACAUUCAAUCAUUCAAUAUACAUAUGUAUUCACGAUUCUCACACCGUGAGAGUUUGUCUCUUCUCCUCGUGUAACGCGUGCAUUUUGACGGUAGAUAUUCCACUAUAUUGCUAGUUUUUAAACGUUUCAAAAUCUAAGUAUUUGCUCAUUUUUUUACGAUGACAGAAGGAAAAACCAAUCCACAAAUGAUUCCCACGAGAAAAUGCUCACACUUUUACUAAAAAUAAACUGAAUAAAAAUAAUAAAGCAAAAUUAAGCCUAACUCGAUCUAAUACAGUAUAGAGAAUGUAGCCACAGAGAGAAUAAAAUUGAAUAGAGAGAGAAUAAUUAAGAGAUAUUGAGAGUUCCUGACGUCAUCCACUCGGGAAGAAGAUGCGAGCGAGAGAAGAAUAACUAGCGAAAGAUAGCAAAAAAAAAAACAAAAGAUGUUGCUUGCCACUCAACGAAAAAAAGUAUAGCAAUCGGUAAAGGAUAAUAUUUUUGAUAUACAACCAAUAGAAUCAGAGUAGGGUAGAGAGAUAGAAAGAGUUGGAAAACUACAAGCGCGUGUGACCAGUAUUAGAUCUAAAAAAAGGGUGCGAACAAACUGUCUAGCCACAACCAGAUAAAAAAAAACGAAUAUUCUACAACUAUCUUUACCUGUGUACACACACCCA
This is a messenger RNA of Uranotaenia lowii, 5291 nucleotides long. RefSeq names its product protein sprint (gene spri). Lineage: Eukaryota; Metazoa; Arthropoda; Insecta; Diptera; Culicidae. Gene Ontology annotation, biological process: signal transduction; vesicle-mediated transport. The record is from RefSeq and is a predicted model, not a curated record. Bases 1236 to 2774 code for a protein of 512 amino acids. Gene Ontology annotation, cellular component: endocytic vesicle; cytosol. Gene Ontology annotation, molecular function: small GTPase binding; guanyl-nucleotide exchange factor activity. The transcript has 5 exons.